CAGAAAAUACAAUAAAAAUGCGCGCAUUUGGAUAUAAUAUGAGAUAUUUGAAGUGAAAAGAUUUAGCGCCGAACUCGCCGCCGACGAUGGAAGCCACGCUCCGGUUCAAUCCUCAACUGUUUGGGGUCAGACCGGCUAAAAUUAGAGGUAGUUGUUACUAUGAACGUAAUUUGCAACUGUGCCGUCCUCUGUAUAAGAAAGCUUGUAUGCCUCUGAACAUCAAUUUCUACACAGAAUCAACAAGAGGAAGACGACCUUUUAUUUUAAGAACAAUUAAGAAAUUCUCCAUCAGUUCUUCUUCACCUGAUCAUCAGCGUCAGAGUGAUUGUACGAGUGCGGAGCCGGUGUCUGCAGAAGAAGCUAUAGCGCUUCGUGCUAAUAAUAAUGCUCGUGAUUUUCGCAGUUUGAAUGGUGCUAGUGUAAAUAGUGACAGUACGAGUAGUGAUUUGCUGUCGAGACCUAAAAUGUUUCGAAAUAGGUUUCUGGAUUUUGUGCGGAUAAGCUCGGUUCUUAAUAAUGCUGCUGAAUCGUUUUUCAAGAGCGAGAUUAGACGGAGGUUGUUUGUGACGGCAGUACUGAUUGUAAUCAGUCGUGUUGGUUAUUAUAUUCCUUUGCCUGGAUUUGAUAGAAGAUUGAUACCUCAGGAUUACCUUAGCUUUAUCUCGGGUUCUGUUGAUGAACUUGGUGAUUUAACUGCAGAGCUUAAACUGUCCUUAUUUCAGCUUGGAAUUAGCCCUCAGAUAUUAGCAUCUAUAGUUAUGCAGGUGCUGUGCCAUGUUCUUCCAUCCCUGGUAAAGCUGCGAAAAGAAGGCUUAGAUGGCAAUGAGAAGAUUAAGAGUUAUAUAUGGUGGCUCUCUCUUGGCUUUGCAAUGUUAGAAGCUGUGGUAAUUGCGUGUUAUUCACUUCCGUAUUCAAUUUAUGCAGCCACUCACAGGGUCAAGCAUGUGAUGGUGACAGCUCUCUUAUUGGUAUCUGGUGCUAUGACAGUGACUUGGAUUUGUGAUACAAUAUCAGAAUCUGGAUUUGGUCAAGGCUCAUCUCUAAUCAUAUGUGUGGGAAUUCUGACGGGCUACACAGAUACAUUAUACAAGAUGUUGUGCCAACUCUCAGGAGGUGCUGUUAGUUGGUUACCAUAUGUCAUGGCUGUUUUGGGUGUUUUUACUAUGGUCACUAUGUGGGCAGUUGUUGUGACUGAAGGUUGCAGGAAGAUAAAGCUGCAGUAUUAUGGUUUUAAGCUUGCUUCAGCUGCAAGGGAUGAUACUCCUAUGACUGAAGUGGAGCCCUAUAUCCCUUUCAACAUUAAUCCAUCAGGAAUGCAGCCAGUUCUCACUACGACUUAUCUCUUAGCAAUUCCCAGUAUUCUUGCAGGCAUUCUUGGUUCACCUUUCUGGGAGCAUGUCAAAGAGGCAUUGAACCCUGAAACAUCUCUUGGUGCGGCACCGUGGGUCUACUAUUCAAUCUAUGGAUUUUUUGUCUUUUUGUUCAACAUAUUCGACAUAGCCAACUUGCCAAAGGAGAUUGCAGACUAUUUGAACAAGAUGGGUGCCAGGAUACCAAAUGUAAAACCUGGGAAAGCUACCAUUGAGUACCUAACGAAGAUCCAGGCAUCAACACGUUUUUGGGGAGGUUUAUUGCUGAGUAUUUUGGCAACUACAUCAACCAUACUCGACCACAACUUGCGUCAAAUCAAUGAAGGAUUUUCAAUUGGGUUUACAUCAGUUUUGAUUAUUGUGGGUUCCAUUAUUGACCUAAGAAGAUCUUAUCAAGCUUAUAAUGUCAUGCCAAGUUUAAGCAAAGCUCUAAAGCGAUACGGUGUAUAACAUUAGAUCUGAUGAGGCCGUAUUCCUCCUUCCCAUCAUUCAGUUGACCAAUGAUGCAACAGAGCAGAUUCUGAAGCCUCGUGUAAAGCUUAAAGCUUGUAGCCUUGUAGGUCUUACAAAGGAAAGGGUAGUCAUGUUUCAGGCGUUGUCGUGUCAUGAACCGGUAACAGCUCAAGGGCAUAGUCUAGCAAGGAAUAGGGCAGGAAAUACAGAACUCAUUUAAGUUGACUGCGUAGUGAUGUAAAGAUGAAAUUGUGCGAUGUAAAAAUUUUGGAUGGCUAGAUAGCUGGUGGGAAUUAAAAUUAGCCCUAGCAUUUUGCUUUUGCAGUACAUUAAACUCUGCCGCCUUUCUUUUGAACAAAUUUACUUGGUUUGCAAUUUAUACUAGGCAAGAACUACUCUUCAUUCA
This is a messenger RNA of Mercurialis annua (annual mercury), 2229 nucleotides long. RefSeq names its product preprotein translocase subunit SCY2, chloroplastic. Gene Ontology annotation, biological process: thylakoid membrane organization; protein localization to chloroplast; chloroplast organization. The transcript has 14 exons. The record is from RefSeq and is a predicted model, not a curated record. Gene Ontology annotation, cellular component: plastid envelope; membrane. NCBI's taxonomy places the organism in Eukaryota, Viridiplantae, Streptophyta, Magnoliopsida, Malpighiales, Euphorbiaceae. Gene Ontology annotation, molecular function: signal sequence receptor activity; transmembrane protein transporter activity. Bases 87 to 1820 code for a protein of 577 amino acids.